AUGACCGUCAACACAUAUCGUGUUUAUGACAUCGAGGCGGGGCAGGUGGUUAUCAGCCGCGAUGUCAACUUCGACGAGUCCACCUUUGGACUUCAACUGCCGAUCACUGAUGAAGAUGUCGAUGACCUGGACUUCGAAUUGCUGGAUCUUGAUGACGAAGAGCUGCGUCAAAUGGAGUACAAGCAAACAGGCAAGCGCAAGAACCGACUCAAUGAUGAAGAUACAGCAGCUCCACGACCGCGUGCAGUGCGUCAACGACCAGGAAUAGAAGAGUCAAGCGCGCCGGAAAACAACUCGUCACGACAAGAAGAAGACGAAGAAACGAAGGAUUCUGGUGAUUCAACACCGCCUGUGUUUUGGCGUGCGAGUGCAAAUGCCGUUGAAGCAGCAGUGGACUUAUCAGAACCCUCAACAUUUGAAGCAGCAGUAAGCGGCCCUGACCAAGUGCACUGGAGAAAAGCAAUUCAUGCAGAGCUCGAGUCAAUGCGACUUCGCGGUGUGUUUCGUGCAGCCAAGCUGCCCAACGGACAACGCGCCAUUGGCACAAAAUGGGUGUUCAAGAUCAAGCGCAAGGCGGAUGGGUCAAUCGAGAAGUACAAGGCACGACUUGUGGCCAAGGGUUUCCGCCAAAAGUAUGGCAUCGACUACACGGAGACGUUUUCGCCUGUGGUCAAGUAUGUGACGCUGCGAAUGGUGAUCGCAAUUUCCAAGCAUUUUGGAUGGCCCAUCGACCAGCUUGAUGUGGUGACAGCUUUCCUGUAUGGCGUCAUGAAGGAACAAGUGUUCUGCGUGAUUCCUGAAGGCGUCGAACUUGACAGUACGUUCGACUGCCUGGAAUUGGUGAAGUUAAUUUACGGCCUCAAGCAAGCGUCGCGAGUGUGGAACGAGACGUUCGACGAGUAUGUGUGCUCCAUCGGAUUUCAAGUAUCGGACUUCGACCCAUGUCUCUACAUCAAGACUUCGGACGGCCAUUGCGUGUUUAUACUGGUCUACGUGGACGACGUCUUGGUGACUGGAAGCUCGCUCGAGCUGAUUGCACAAACCAAGAACGACCUGAAGACGCGGUUCGAAAUGACGGACAGCGGCAAGUGUGCGUUUGUUCUUGGGAUCGAGCUUUUGGACGGUGAAGAUGGCAGUGUGACACUAUGUCAGCGUCGGUAUGUCGAUGAUAUCCUCAAGCGCUUUGGCAUGGAUGAUUGCAAGGCAGUCGCAAGUCCAGUCUACAUGAGCUCUCGACUUGUUUCAAGUGAUGCAACUACCAAGGUCGAUGCUCCUUUUCGCGAAGCUGUUGGUGCGUUGAUGCACCUGACCACUGCAACGCGUCCGGACAUUGCGUUUGCUGUGGGCUAUGUGUCGCGGUUCAUGGAAAAUCCCCAAGAAGAACACUGGGUUGCAGUUAAGCGUAUCUUUCGCUACCUACAAGGCACCAAGACGCAUGGAAUUUGCUACAAGCCAAGUGCAAGGAUCGACUUCCGUGGAUAUUUGGAUGCGGAUUGGGCUGGUGAUCUUACCGACCGCAAGUCAACAUCGGGGUACACGUUCAUGCUACUCGGUGCGCCAGUCAGUUGGGGCAGCAAGAAGCAGCCAAGUGUUUCGUUGUCCACGAGUGAAGCCGAAUACAUCGCACUCAGCUUGGCGAUUCAAGAGGGCAAGUGGAUUCAUCGUCUGCUUUGUGAGAUCGUGAUGGCUGCCAAUGAAGAAGGACCGGAACUCAUGAUCCAUGAAGACAAUCAGUCAUGUAUCAAGAUGACGAAGAACCCAGUCAACCACGGCCGUGCCAAGCACAUUGAUAUCAAGUACCAUCACAUCCGUGAUGAGGUCAAGCGUGGUGAAGUGAAGCUCAAGUACUGUGAAACUGCGGUGAUGUUAGCGGACAUCAUGACGAAGGGACUUCACGGGCCACGCCACAAGAAGAUGACGGCGACUCUCGGGAUUCGUGAGCAUUCGGAUUGA
Messenger RNA from Peronospora matthiolae, 1953 nucleotides. The record is from the annotation of a GenBank genome assembly. Lineage: Eukaryota; Oomycota; Peronosporomycetes; Peronosporales; Peronosporaceae.